AUGUUAUCAGUGAUUAGGGCGUCUACUAGAAGAUCAAUUCUUCUACCACUUUCCAAGAGGACGUUAAGUUAUUCUAAGCCGCUCCUCCAAGGAAAGAAGAAGAAAGAUGUUAAACAAUCAAAAUCCAUAUUAAAUGAUGAUCUAUUGUUUAAAGCAGGGAUGGAUGUGGAUGCAAAGCCAGAGGAAACGCAUCCUUUGCAUGAGAAGAAGACUAAGAAGUAUAGAAAGACUACGACUGAUAUAAAAAGAGAGAGAUAUUCGAAUUGGUUUUAUAUCUUUUCAUUCUCUGCAUUAAGUGGUACAGCCCUGUAUAUGACGAGAGAUUGGGAUUCUAACGAAUCCGAAGAAUGGAAGGCUCAAGUAGCAGAUGGUUACACCCCAGAAUUGAUGUAUAAGAGAUUUAAGAUCAGGUUCAAUUCGAUGUUCACAUUUUUCCAAGAACCACCAUUCCCAGAUCUUUUACCACCACCUCCUCCAGAACCAUAUCAAAGGCCAUUGACGCUAGUGUUGAGUUUAGAAGAUUUGCUUGUGCACUCCGAAUGGACACAAAAGAAUGGGUGGAGAACCGCCAAGAGACCUGGUGUUGAUUAUUUCUUAGGUUAUCUAUCACAAUAUUACGAGAUUGUAUUAUUUUCAUCAAAUUAUAUGAUGUAUAGUGAGAAGAUUGCUGAAAAAUUGGAUCCUAUACAUGCAUUUAUUUCUUACAAUCUUUUUAAAGAGCAUUGUGUUUAUAAGAAAGGUAAACAUAUUAAGGAUCUCUCUAAAUUGAAUAGAGACGUUAAUAAAGUGAUUAUAAUUGAUACAGAUAAGAACAAUUAUAAAUUACAACCUGAGAAUGCUAUCCCUAUGAAACCAUGGAGUGGGACAGCUGAUGAUGAAUUAAUUAAAUUGAUUCCAUUUUUAGAAUAUUUGGCAACGCAACAAGUUAAUAAUGUGAAGCCAAUUUUAAAUAGUUUCCAUGACAGAUACAAGCUUUCUGAUGAAUUCAAUGAAAGAGUAGUUAAUUUGAGAAAAAAGUUUCAAGAAGAGAAUAAAACGAAGAAGAAUAAUAAUUGGGCUUUGAAAUUUUUGGGUGUCUCUUCCAAUUCUAAUGCUGGCAAGUUUCCCUUGGAUAUGAUUCGUGAAGAAGGUGAAAAGAAUUAUGUUAGAUUUAUGAAGAUUAUUGAAGAAGAGAAAGAAAAGAUUAGAAUCCAACAGGAGCAGAUGAAAAAUCAAACGUUUACUUUGAAAGAUUAUGUUGAAGGAAACAUACCAACACCGGAAGAGCAAAUGCAGAAGCAAUUAGAGCAACAAAAGGAGAUUGAUGAAUUGUACGAAAAGCAGAAACGUGAGGGACAAGAGAAAUGA
Messenger RNA from Kazachstania africana CBS 2517, 1347 nucleotides. RefSeq names its product protein translocase subunit TIM50 (gene TIM50). NCBI's taxonomy places the organism in Eukaryota, Fungi, Ascomycota, Saccharomycetes, Saccharomycetales, Saccharomycetaceae. Bases 1 to 1347 code for a protein of 448 amino acids. The record is from RefSeq and is a predicted model, not a curated record. The transcript has a single exon. Gene Ontology annotation, molecular function: phosphoprotein phosphatase activity.